Molecule: messenger RNA, 1911 nt
Organism: Beta vulgaris subsp. vulgaris (sugar beet)
Lineage: Eukaryota; Viridiplantae; Streptophyta; Magnoliopsida; Caryophyllales; Amaranthaceae
Exons: 3
Coding region: 129-1721 (530 amino acids)
Source: RefSeq, a predicted model, not a curated record
AGGUUCCUAAUUCCAACUACCCCAUGCCAGAUCGCCCACUGACUCCUAUAAAAUGGACAUCAAUCUAUUACUAGCUUGAAGAAAGAGUUGAACCUGCUCAACAAUCUUCCUCAAAAUUCGGAUUCACAAUGGGAAAUUUGCUACAAAAACAACAAACAAUUUCAAAUACUACUGCAGAUCCACCAUGGAGAGGAUGUGCAGCAAAAUAUCCUCAACCCCUUAGUCCUACAGACGUGCAAGGAGCUCAAUCUUUAGUCGAUAAAAUUUUUAAUGUCAAUUGUAGUAAGGGAAACUUAAAAGAGAUUGUUUACAGGACAGGCGAAAAAGAAAAAGAUAUCCAACGUCAAGUAUUUCGUUGGGAUCUCGCUCCUUAUGACAAGGUCUUUCAGCAGGGUUUUCAAGUUCAAAAGGGCAAGAAGAAAAAGAAACCCAAUAUUCUCAACUACAAUCUCUCUACCUAUGUGAAUGGCAGCACUGGAAGGCCUUUAGACUCGAGGAAGAAGUCGAGUUUUGCGUUCAUCAGCAGCACCGUGAGCAACUCCUGGUAUCCGCCUGUACCUAGUGGUAAGACAAUUGAAGUUUAUAGGUAUGAGGUUUAUGCACCUGGGGGUAUAUGGACUUCAUUGACUCUUGGUGGUAAGGAUAGUAACAAGUUUAAGAGGUUGGAUGAGGUUGCCUUUGUUGGUGGCAUUGCUCCUCAGUAUAUCAGAUCAGCUCAACUAUUCAGACUUACUGGCAAUUCAAAUGGGACUACAUCGAUAGAGAGAGCUAAUAAUGUGCUACUUAUAAAUGGUAACUUCAAUCCACAAUCUCAUCCAUUAAGAUUGCUCAACAUUGAGAACCCAGUUUUUUAUUGCACAAAGGACAAGACUCCCCUUACACAAAGCAUCAUAUAUCAACCAUCUUCAUCGACAACUAAUACCGAUAUAAUUAACUGGUAUGCUUGCGAUGCUGCCAAUCGUGACAUAUACUUAAGUGCUGCAUUUCGUUCAUCUUGUCAUAAUGAAGCUUAUUACAUCUUGCAAAACUGGGUUACGUUGUUGGACUAUGAUCCUGGAGGUACGCACGACCAUAUAGUAGAAGGUCCAUUUCUUAUCUCUAAAAUGUUUAAAUCUCUCGAGUAUACACCUUUUGGAGAACAUGGUAUAGAUGGUGCAAUGCAAUCAAAUGCUGAUGAAGCAUUUAUAUUUUGUGCAAAUCUUUGUGCUCUGAUAAACUACGCGCCAAGUACCAAGAAGGACAAUAUAGUUAAAGGUCCGAUGACAAUCGUCCAAAUGUUUCCUUUCCUAAAAGGAACUGUGUUUGAGAAUGGCAUAGAUUCAGCAACUGAGAUAAAAGGAGUAAAAUAUGAAGCUUAUCUCUUCAAAGGAAACUUGUGUGCACACAUAAAUUAUGGAUCUGAACCUCAACUUAUCGCGCUAGGACAGAUUUGUCAGUUCAUCCCUCUUCUAAAAGGUACUGUGUUUGAUGGUCUAGGAAUUGAUGCAGCAUAUGCUUCACAUGCAAAUGAUGAAGUUACUUACUUCUUUAAAUAUAACAACUAUGGACAAAUCAAUGUUGAUGUUGAUGAUGGAGUUGAGUAUCUAUUAGGUGUGUGGGUAAUGGGUGCCAAUGCGCCUGUGAUUCAUAGCUUUGUCCCUCAAAAGAAUCGUGGUCUUGACAUGCGCGGGGAUGCUCGACUUCUACCAAAUCCUGAGUACUAUGAUCAUGAUCAACUUUAGUUUAUUCUUAUGUGUGCUUUGAAACCUUGUGUGCUGUUUUUUCUUUUUUGGAAUAAGAAAGCUUAUGUGCUUUUUUUUAAUAAGAAAUCUUGUGUGCUUUUAAUUAAGCUUGUCUUGUAUUUGCAUUGUGUGUUCUUUUGGUUACUUUGUAUGAAGGAAUAAAAAGUUUGAUGUUAUUUGUUUGGUUUUA